Messenger RNA from Galeopterus variegatus (Sunda flying lemur), 1331 nucleotides. RefSeq names its product regulator of microtubule dynamics 1 (gene RMDN1). Gene Ontology annotation, molecular function: microtubule binding. The record is from RefSeq and is a predicted model, not a curated record. The transcript has 10 exons. Gene Ontology annotation, cellular component: spindle microtubule; cytoplasm; mitotic spindle pole. The coding region runs from base 334 to 1251 and encodes 305 amino acids. NCBI's taxonomy places the organism in Eukaryota, Metazoa, Chordata, Mammalia, Dermoptera, Cynocephalidae.
CCCCGCCGUCCUGGCUCCGUCUCCCCUCCGCUGAGUGGGUUCGGGCUCCUCCCUCCUUCUCCAGGCUUGGCGGCCCCGCGCUGCCUUGUGAGACUGUGGUGAACUGAGGAGGGAACGGAUGUGUCUGGAGCGCUCCCCGUGACUGCGGCCGACAGGUCCUUUCCCUUUCACAGGCCUCCUUUUCUCUCUAUGAAAACUGGAGUCGGGCCAGAGAAGGAGUGGGAUACGUCUCCCUCGAGAAGCUGCCUCCUGCCCGUCCUUCCAGUGUAAAAACGUAGAGAAGAGAAGCGGGAGAGAACCUUGAUAGCUGAGAAAUAAUUUUCACUCUUGGCGAUGCCAGUAUGGGAACAGCACUUGAGGCUGUCAGUAAGCCAGACUUUGAAUUUGGGGUGUGACUUUGAAGAUUUCUAUGACUCAAGCAGAGAUUUUGUACUGGUAAUGGGAAACCCAGGAACUUUCAAAAGAGGCCUUUUAUUCUCAGCCUUGUCUUAUUUGGGUUUUGGAACUUGUCAAGUAACUCCUCAGGCUGCUGUGGUUCAUGCCACAGGCAAAGUUGAAGAAAUCCUUGAACAAGCAGACUAUCUGUAUGAAAGUGGAGAAACAGAAAAACUUUAUCAGUUGCUAACCCAGUACAAGGAAAGUGAAGAUGCAGAGUUACUUUGGCGUUUGGCACGAGCAUCACGUGAUAUAGCUCAGCUUAGCAGAACCCCAGAAGAGGAGAAAAAACUAUUGGUAUAUGAAGCCCUAGAGUAUGCAAAAAGAGCACUAGAAAAAAAUGAAUCAAGUUUUGCAGCUCAUAAGUGGUAUGCAAUCUGCCUUAGUGAUGUUGGAGAUUAUGAAGGCAUCAAGGUUAAAAUUGCAAAUGCCUACAUUAUCAAGGAACAUUUUGAGAAAGCAAUUGAACUAAACCCUAAAGAUGCUACUUCAAUUCACCUUAUGGGUAUUUGGUGCUAUACAUUUGCUGAAAUGCCUUGGUAUCAAAGAAGAAUUGCUAAAAUGCUGUUUGCAACUCCUCCUAAUUCCACCUAUGAGGAGGCCUUAGGCUACUUUCACAGGGCAGAACAAGUGGAUCCAAACUUCUACAGCAAAAACUUGCUUCUUUUAGGAAAGACAUACUUAAAACUACACAACAAAAAGCUUGCUGCUUUCUGGCUACUGAGAGCCAAGGACUAUCCAGCACACACAGAGGAAGAUAAACAGAUACAGACAGAAGCUGCUCAGUUGCUUACAGGUUUCAGUGACAAGAAUUAAGGACUUCUCAGAGAAGAAUACAUGAAAUAUCUAAUAAACAUUGUUUUCAUUGAAUUAUAAAGAUAAUACAUUAAUCAUAA